CGCGUGCCCAGCUUUUCGGCGGCGCGCUUCCUAGUCGCUUUGUAAAAGCCAAUUAGAAAAUGGCCGCCGCCGCAACCGUGAUGAACGAAAUGAGAGACGAAGAGGAGAGACAGGUUCUUAAAAAAACAGAAUCACCAGUUCCUGUUUUGAUGUGACAUGUGACUCCCCCAAGCAGAUCUUGCCAUCUUGCUUCUGUAGAUCAGCUCCAUCAGGAUUCCAUGGUAGCUGUGAUGUUAGGGCUCAGGGAAGAAAAGUCAGAAGACCAAGAUUUACAAGGACUUAAAGGCAAACCACUGAAAUCCAAAAAGGUGAAAGAUAAAAAAGAAGAAAAAGCAGAGGAAAAGGAAAAGCAUGAAUUGCCACAUGCUUCUUCACAUCAGUUUGAGCCAAUGGAAGGAGGGAAAGUAGAGACUUCAGAUAUAGUCAGAGCAGCUCCCACUGUUUCUGAAACCUCUGCCUUCCCCAAACAAAGACGUUCCAUCAUCAGAGACAGAGGACCCAUGUAUGAAGAUCCUACCUUACCUGAAGGCUGGACCCGCAAACUUAAACAGAGGAAAUCAGGUCGUUCAGCUGGGAAGUAUGACGUGUAUUUGAUCAAGCAUAUGAUUUUUCCCCGAAGGACUGCUUUAACAGCAUCCCAGAAAUUUUGUCCCCAGGGAAAAGCCUUUCGUUCCAAGGUGGAAUUGAUUGCAUACUUUGAAAAGGUAGGCGACACAUCUUUGGACCCAAAUGAUUUUGAUUUUACAGUAACUGGGAGAGGAAGCCCUUCCAGGCGAGAACAAAAGUCAUCCAAGAAGCCUCAAACUACUAAGGCUUUGGGGCUAGGUAGAGGGAGAGGAAGGCCCAAAGGAAGCAGCACAGGAAAAUCUAAGGCAGAUGAUUCAGAAAAUGUUCAUAUUAAAAGGGUGAUUGAGAAGAGCUCUGGGAAGCUCCUGGUCAAGACUUUUCAGCCUUCACCUGGAGGGAAGGAAGAAGGAGUUGGGGCCACCACAUCUGCCCAAGUCAUGGUAAUCAAACGACCUGGCCGGAAGCGAAAAAUUGAGACAAAUCCCCAAGGCAUUCCCAAGAAAAGAGGCCGCAAGCCAGGGAGUGGGAUGGCAACCACUUCUGCUGAGGUCAAAAAGAAAACAAUUAAAGAGUCUUCCAUCAGCUCAGUGCAAGAAACUGUGUUGCCCAUCAAAAAGAGGAAGACAAGGGAAACAGUUAGUAUUGAAGUAAAGGAAAUGGUAAGCCCCUUGCUUUUGUCAACAAUUGGAGAAAAGAGUGGCAAGGGACUAAAAUCUGGGAAAGGUUCUGUUUGUAAAAGUAAAGAAAGCAGCCCCAAAGGGUGGAGCAUCAGUAGCACCUCACCUCUGAAAAAAGAGCACCAUCAUUAUUUAGAAUCACCCCAGGCUACCUCAGCAUUGCUCCCAUUAUCUCCUGAGAGUUCUGAGGCAAACGGAAGCUCUUCUCAGUCCAAGGACUUGAGCAACAAAGAUGAGAAGAUGCAAAAAGAACAGCCUGAAAGUGACAGCUGUAUAAAAGAAUCCAUUAAAACACAGCCUGCUACUGCACCUAUAGAUAAAUAUAAACACAGGGGAGAAGGAGACCAAAAAGACAUUGUUUCAUCUUCUAUGCCAAAGCCUAGUAGAGAGGAUCCUGUGGGCAGUCGGAUGUCUGUAACAGAGAGAGUUAGUUGAUUUUAAGUUACAUAGAUUUAAAAACAAAAAAUAAAGGCAGCUGUUUCAUCUUAUGGGUAGGACUCUGACAAAGCUUUCCAAGUUAACUGAAAUAAAAAGUUUGUGUUUUAGUUUUCUCAGCACAUUUAGAAUUUUAUGGUUUCUGGGUAGAAAUAAUUGUGGAUGUUUCCUUUAUUGACAAGCACAGUCAAGUUGAAGACUUAAAUCAAGCCGGAAGCAGCUUUGCACUUUUGUAUAAUAGUACUCUGUACUACCAACUAGUAUAAUACUUCAAGUAUUUUGACAUAUGCCAAUUCCUGUUCCAUUAUUAAUCAUCUUAAGAAUAGGGUGGAAUAUGAGUUGUCAUUUGAAACAUAAUAAAUUAGGUCAGUGGAACUUGUAUUUUUAGCAUCAGUAAUGUCCAGACCUGAAGUUUUUUUGUUUUUGUUUUUUGCAGGGCAGUGAGGGUUAAGUGACUUGCCCAAGGUCACACAGCUAGUAAGUGUCAAGUGUCUGAGGCUGGAUUUGAACUCAAGUCCUCCUGAAUCCAGGGCAGAUGCUUUAUCCACUGCGCCACCUUAGCUGCCCCCAACCUGAAAUUUUAAAACUUGGGGGAUGAAAAUUAAAUUUUAAAGAAAAUAAACAGUGACAUAAAGUCAGACCAACAGUAAUUAAAGUAAAGCAAACCUUAUUUGUUCUCUUCUUCCUCAGAAUUUUUCACAAAUGAGUGGAAACUUUUUUUUUUUUUUAAACCUUCAUUUGGUGCCCUCAUCAGAAUAGGAUUUUUGAUGAGCCACUAGACAUUAUGAGUUGACCUAGAAGAGUGCCUGGAAGCCAGGUGUGAUUGUUUAUCUGUUCAAUAGAUAUUUGGAACUUAAGAAAUCCAGAAUAGAUAUAAUAUUAUGGGAAUAUAUGUAACAGGACCAUAUAUAAGCUUCACUAGCGCUUAUAAAUGAAUUCCAUAAAGAAAUGGUUAAAAUAUUUUGUGGAAAUAAGCAUCAAGAGCAGAUUAGGGAAGAAGGGAAUAAUAGCAAUUUAUGGAACAGUGGUCAACUUUACAAUGAGAAUAAAGUUCUUUCAGUUCUUUUCGAAGUCUACUUGUACUAUUUUUCAUAUUUCCCUUCAAAACAAAUCAACAGAUGCUCUGACAGAAAACCUACCUAACUGAACAGCACGUCAUUGUCAUUUAAGCUGAUUGUAUUCAGGUCUUAUAUUUGUAUAUAUUUGCUAAUUAUGUUAAAGCAGAAUAAAUACAUGGAGUUCCCAUGAUGCUUCAAAAUUCUUAAAUAUUGGCUGCAGUUUUAUAGCAUUAGUCAAAUUCGUUUUCCUUUUUUUUUCCUUUCUAUUUGGCUUCAGUGAGGGUCUUUUUGGUUAGUUGCACUCUAAGCAGGCAGGAAUUCCCUACCUACUUCUAUUCUAUGGGACUUUGUACUUGAAGCCUGACUGGCUUAUUUGGAUAGAUAGAACCUAGUUUUCAUUCCUAGUCCUCACAUUUUCAGUACGCUGCUUGUAUAAUGGAAAAAUUAGAGUAACACCUUCAUUCAGAUAGUCUCUGAUUAUGGCAUUAUUCAUCUUGUGGAAAAGAAGUAGAAAAAGUCAAAUGUGGAAUAAAUUGGACUUUGCAUUGGAAAUAAUAAAUAAGGUUGUACCCUAUUAAGUUAAGAUGUUUAGAAGGUCAUUGUAUAGAUGUCUACCUUUGUGUUCGAAAAUGUUUUGUUUAUGACUUACUAAACAGAAUCACCAUUAGGUAGAAAAGUGGACUCUUAAAUAUAUUAAUUAAAAGUUGUCACACAUACACAUGGACAUGCUAGACAUAAGUACUAAACAAACUGAUGAACAUGUAAUGUGACUUUUAGCUAUCUAUGUUUCAAUUCUUUAGCAUCUUUUUAUAUUGUUCAUGAAUGGUUGAAAUGUAAAGAAAUUGAAGUGUUUUCCUUGUGUAAUUUUUUUUCUUUGCUUUUGAUUCUUCUGCAGUGGAAAAGUAAUUGCCCUUAGAAAGGGUAGCCUUUUUAACUGUCUACCUUUAUUCCCUUUCUUUAUUCUUUUUCCCAUGGCUGUGGGGGUUAAGUGACUUGCCCAGGGUCACAUAGCUAGUAAGUGUCAAGUGUCUGAGGUUGGAUUUGAACUCACAUCCUCCUGAAUCCAGGGCAGGUGCUUUAUCCACUGUGCCACCUAGCUGCCCCCUCCUUCAUUCUUUAAGGAAAAAAAUCUAGACAUGUUUUAAGACUUUUCACUUUUAUUCCUUAAACAUUGAGUUAACAUUAUCUUUCAAAAGGACACCUACUUCUGCACUUUAAUUUUUCUCUUUCAAAACUCUCCAAUAUUGGGAAGAGUUCUUAUUUUUUAUUUAUUAGUAUAGCUUUUGCUUAUUUUUAAGAUACUCUUAUCCAAAACUUUAAUCUUAUGUCAACACUUAUUAUCAGUGAUUCAGACCAGUAUCAAAGUAUUGAAAUUUGUGUUUUUAGAAAAAGGCUUUUCAAGUUGAAUCCUUUACUCUCCCCCCUGAGUGGGACAAAAUGACCACCUACUCAAAAUAAAUACCUGGAGUCAGAGAGUGGAAGUAGAAAAGAAAACAAAAUUUCUUUCUUUCUCAAGAAAGGGCGCAAACCUGAAUAUGGCAAGUGCUCUGCACAGGUUCAGAAGAAAACCGUAUAUACAUUCCUAAUGCACCACCCCCUCCGACCCCUGUCUGACUCCCAUUGGCUGUUUGUCGAGACUGUACCAUCUACACAGAACAUCUAACCCAAUCAAGAGAACAGGGGAUGGAAAGUUAUAUAACAAGAUGCAGGUGUCUCUGAAACUGAACAACAAAAACAGGGUGCAAGUGUCCCUGAAGUUGAAUAACAAAAAACAGGAUGCAGGUGGCCCUAAAGUUACAUUAAAGAAACAGGAUGAUGAUGUUCCUAAAGUUAAGUAACAAAAACCCAGAUAAACACAAUACAAUCUGAGAAAAAAACACUUUCCCCCCAUCUCUCAUACCUCCCCUCCCCCAUUUUCCUUCAUUUCUCUGUUUCUGGUUUCUUACUCUUUUCCUUUUUCUUAUAUUUUCUUAUAUUCCUUAUGUCUCUAGUUUUAAAAAAAAAGAUCAUAAUCCAGUGGCCUUUCCCAGAAUUGUGUUUUGUGUGUCAGAUCAAAACAAUGCCAGGAGUCCUGCUUGGUUAGAGAUUAUAGAUUCUCUGUCUCAUUUCUCUUUGUACAUACACAUAUAUGUACAUAUUGUGGGGCACUUCCUCACUAGUUCUUCAAAUACUUUAAAUGUCUUUAAAAGUUAACAUGCAUUUAAAUUUCAUUUCUCCACUAAUGCUUUACUAAAGAGUGCAAUUCUAAAAGUAUCAUUAGAUGGAGUAAAAAUACAUAUAAGAUUACUAAUAAGCAAGGUUUCAUAUUGAUUUUUAUUUUGGUUAAUAGAUUCUUUGAAACCCAUGGCUUUUUAAUCAAUAAUUCAAGAAUUCAUUUGGAUUUAUAUAAAGUUAGGAAAAGGGGUCUUUUUUUUUUAAUCUCUUUGGAGUAAGCUUUUCAAUCUAACUUGCUUUCAGGAGGUUAAGAUCAUUUAAAGUUUCAGUCAGUGAAAAAGUGGAGAAAUGAUACUUAAUGGGAUGUUUAUUAUCAGUUGAGACACUUACAAAGCACUCACUUAGCAUAGUUACCCUGUACAAAGUAAAUGCUUUAUAAAUGUUAAUAAUUGCUAUUAAAGACAAGUAAGGUCCUCAGAUAAUCUAGUAUUCAGGAAAUACCCUCAGUGUCUACUAGUGUUUUACAGAGUGUGACUUAAUAUUGCUUUUCUGAGCAUUAAAAAUCUAAAUAUACUUUGAGUAAGAAGUUACCAAGUUCCUAAAAAUAGUUUAAAAGUAACUGAAAUCCAUAUACCUUAUUCUAUACUUUAUUCUAGCCUGAUCAUUUUAAAUUUAAUUUCUUUCUGGGCCUCUUCCUUCUUCUAAUUAUUCCUUGCUACUGAUGUAGAGAGGUGAUCAAGAGGGCAAAGAAUGAUUUUCAUACAGAAAGUUUUGGGUGAUUUUAGAAUGCUAUUGUAUUUGGAGAACAUAGAACACCUUAGAUUUAUUUACAUGAGAUUUUGUGCCAAAAACUUAGUUGCCUCUUUAAGUUUCAGUUCUCAGCAUUUCUAAUACCUUCUUACAUAAAUAAGACUUAGAUAAGACUAGAAACUCAUGAAUUGGUGAUUUCUUAGCGAUGGAAAAUAAUUCAUCAGGAUAUCAAAUUUGAAUUUAUAAAUAUUUCUAUUAUAUUUUGCUCUGUAUUGCUAUGUAGAUGUUGAGGUGUGGUCUCUUGAUUUACAGUGACUUGUAUUGAUUUGCUUGUUAGAAGUCUAUCAACCUAUCAAGCUUAUGCAUAGUAAUUCUACAAUAAUUUUAAAAGUCAGUUUUGUCACAACUAUUCCUUAGAUGAUUUAUUGAAUCAAAACUUUUUGAUGAUAAGCUUCAUCAAAAUUAACUGCAUGUCCUUGAAUGGUAAUUUGUUGGCAAUAGCCAAUGGAAUUUGCCAAUAAAAUUUGCCAGUGGUUUAUCUUUGUUUUAUAAAUAAGGAAGCUGCCUUAGAAAAGUCGAUUAAUUUAAUUUGCAGAACUGGUUUAGUAAUGCAAUCAGCACCAAGCCUGGUUUCCAAAUGUGUUUUCUGUCUUCCAAAAAUUAUGGCACUGAACAAUUACAAGCUGAAGUGAAAGAGGAAAGCCUAAUACAGUUAAAGUCUUGAGGUAGCAAGUAGAAUUAGGUCCAUUGAAGAAUAAUCCUUCCAAAUAUCUAGAAAUUGUGCCAUGCUGACCUGUAUAUGUACUGAUUUCUUCAACUGCCUUCCCAUCAAACAAAUUUUAAUGUGAUUUAUAGUAAUGUCAAGGGGGAACCCAUUGGUGGGGGUCCUUUAAUAUUCCUCUUUAAAGAAUUACACUCUUUCACACACAUCCAAUUAGAAUAAAAUAGAGAAAGCCACCAAGGGGAGAUGGUUCAGAGAGACCUGAUUCUCUGAGAUACCUAUGUCCUCAAAUGAGAGGUAGUGGUCCAGACUUGCAGAGUUAUCUCUGUCCCCUGGCACUGAUCAGGCAGCAGGCACUCCUAAUAGGGGCUUAUCUCUCUUACAGUUUAAACUUUAAUAGUCCCAAAUUCCUUGCUAUGUCCCAAUCCCAUAACAGUAUCUUGCUUAACCUUUUUUUUAAUUUAAAGGAAUUUUGAAUAUUCCAGAUUUAACACUUUAUUCAUAGUGCCCAAUUUAAUUCAGAUUAUGACUGUUAUUGUUUAAUCAUUAUUACCAAGAUCAUGACAAACAUUGGUUUUUUUUUUUGUUUUUUGGUGAGGCAAUUGGGGUUAAGUGACUUGCCCAGGGUCACACAGCUAGUAAGUGUCAAGGGUCUGAGGCCGGAUUUGAACUCAGGUCCUCCUGAAUCCAGGGUCAGUGCUCUAUCCACUGCGCCACCUAGCUGCCCCCCAAACAUUGUUUUUUAAUUUAAAAUAGUGAGUUCCAGAUUUUAUUCCUCCUCUUCCCCUUCCUAAGACAGUGAGCAGAUAUAGAUUCUACAUGAAUAAUUAUGCAAAACAUUUCCAUAUUAGUCAUUAUGUGUAAAAAGCCCCAAGUAAAAAAGAAAGAAAGUGAAAAAAGGCAUUUUUAAACUACAGAAAUAACUAAUACAAAACAAAGCAUAAUUUGAGAGAUUCAGGCUCAUUUUCUUAAUUCUGCCUUAUAUUUGCUCUGUCUAGACUGGUCAGCUAUAAUCUCACUCUUUCCUUUUCCCCCACUCUCUUUUUCUGUCUCUGUCUAUGUCUCUGUGGCCCCCCCCAUUCUUCCCCUGCAUUCCCCAGGUUAUGAAAGGGAUCUUUUAGAACUUUUUGUUGUUGAGUCAUUUUUCAGUUGCGUCUGACUC
This is a messenger RNA of Dromiciops gliroides (monito del monte), 7524 nucleotides long. Its product is annotated as methyl-CpG-binding protein 2-like. The record is from RefSeq and is a predicted model, not a curated record. Gene Ontology annotation, biological process: negative regulation of transcription by RNA polymerase II. Bases 219 to 1679 code for a protein of 486 amino acids. The transcript is spliced from 5 exons. Gene Ontology annotation, cellular component: heterochromatin; nucleus. NCBI's taxonomy places the organism in Eukaryota, Metazoa, Chordata, Mammalia, Microbiotheria, Microbiotheriidae. Gene Ontology annotation, molecular function: methyl-CpG binding; double-stranded methylated DNA binding; chromatin binding.